This is a messenger RNA of Dendronephthya gigantea, 717 nucleotides long. RefSeq lists its product as uncharacterized. The record is from RefSeq and is a predicted model, not a curated record. The coding region runs from base 94 to 717 and encodes 207 amino acids. The transcript has 2 exons. NCBI's taxonomy places the organism in Eukaryota, Metazoa, Cnidaria, Anthozoa, Malacalcyonacea, Nephtheidae.
GAAUUGACAAAUGAAAAUCUGAAUGAAUCUGAACUAUUGUUGACAACAAGAAAAAAUUAUGAACAAUAUUCUGAACUCAAAUGCUUGAACACAAUGCUAAUGAAUGAACGUAGAUCACGUUAUAAUAAAUAUAUUGCAAAGAUCAAUUAUUAUCAUGACUGCCAUAUUGUCAAUCGUGACAGACGUGAUAGAGCACCAAGUAGAAUACCAGCUAAAAGAUUUUCUCGAAUCUUAUGUAAAAGUAGAAGUGUACGAAGGUUGAUGCGUAGAUAUAUAAAGAAAGAAAUUCCCAGAUCAUCACAUGUGCAUCGAAUUCUUCAUGCUUCUAGCCAUGAGCGUAAACGACUGUUGAGUGAUGGAGUCAUGUAUUUACCACAAGCCAGUUUAAAGAAACCCAAAUUGCUCAAGGUUGAGUCAGGGAAGGUCUACAGUCUCACAAACGCGCCAGUUCGCUUAUUUAAUGGAAAGAAACAGCUCACAUCCACCAAAAAUUCCAAUUUUCGAGAAAUCCAGGACGAGGAAAUGGCAAAACUUGAAGACGGUGAAGCAAAAAAAAGGCUAGAUGAAAUCAGCAAAGUGAAGUACUUUACCAUCCAACGAGUCAAAGUAAUAGAGAAUAUUGACCGCUUCCUCAAGUGCAAACGGAUUGAGUACCAAAAGAAACUCCAAGUCAGCGUUCAUGGCGAAUCAAUCAUGUGUAACAGCUGUCACUGUUGA